Ornithodoros turicata is the source of this 5879-nucleotide messenger RNA. It is a transcript of the gene GABA-B-R1, whose product is annotated as gamma-aminobutyric acid type B receptor subunit 1-like. Gene Ontology annotation, molecular function: G protein-coupled GABA receptor activity. Lineage: Eukaryota; Metazoa; Arthropoda; Arachnida; Ixodida; Argasidae. Bases 275 to 3589 code for a protein of 1104 amino acids. Gene Ontology annotation, biological process: G protein-coupled receptor signaling pathway; gamma-aminobutyric acid signaling pathway. Gene Ontology annotation, cellular component: membrane; G protein-coupled receptor heterodimeric complex. The record is from RefSeq and is a predicted model, not a curated record. The transcript is spliced from 19 exons.
CGCUGAUAACGUGGUUUCCGAAGUAGUACCGUACCUACCGCACCCAACAUUCCGAAUCUGAUUGGUUCCACUGUGACGUUAUCAACGGUACGUCUACUAACACUAUCUAAUACUCGCUCAGAAACGUGCAAGGACAGAUAAAUAAGAUGACGCUUCAACUAUCAUGGGACGGACCCAGCCAGCCUCGUGCCACAAAGCGCACAAACGCCACCUGGCCUCAUUCUUUUUGCGAUACCCACCAAGGGUGGCUUUUUAGCCAUUUCACUACCUAGCGAUGUCAGCGGAAGAAACAACGGCCCUCCUUCGGGACCAGACACAAGUCUAUGCUGAAGGCUGGGCAGAACGGUUGAUAGUACAGAGUCGCCGGCUUUACGGCAGACGACGGCAGGAUGCUUUCUGCCAAUCCUCGAGUGAAGAUGAAUCGGCAGAAAUCCACCGAGACGCGCAACAACGGCCAUGUAAAGCUUCCAGCGUCGAGAAACUGACCACCGACUUGUUUUACAUAACCGAAAGUGACAGUGGAAGACCAGACCCGCUAGCGGGAGAUUUUGAGCCGAACAGGAGGAGCGUGCCGUUGUCUCUCGUGUUUUCGUCGCUGUACGCCGUAGUGUUGUUUCAGUUGUACCUGUAUGUUUCGUGGUGGAUCGCUUUUCGCGAGGGGAACAGCAUAAAAGCCUGGCUGACGCUAACCAUAGCGCAUGCGUCCAGUGUGCCGUUAUAUGCGGUAGCCGUGUGCUCUGUAGCUGGUAGACGGACGGAUUCAUGUUGCAUCGCUGUGGCCAAAGCGUUGACCUUCACUCUAGUGUCGCCGUUCUUCAACAUCGUGCCUCUGCUGCAGUUGGUGCUUCGACUGAAGGAUUCUGCGCAGAUGUACAGGACAUCUGGCAGGGUAGGAGAAAGCGCACGCUUAAAACCGACUGACAUCGCAGUCUUCAGCAACCUCAUGUGGUUCGUCACUCUGAGUUGCGUUCCGCAGACAGUGUUCCAGAUAUCGGAAGUGCUCAAGUUGCAUUUACAAGAACAACAGUGGCAUUCAGUGCUACUCCAAGGAGCUUACACACUACAACCGAUCGAGGAUGAAAAGAAAGCAGACGGCAAAGACUUGAAAAACUUGCACAUAGCUGCCGUGUUUCCGAUGAAAGGCCACGGAGGUUGGCUAGGGGGUCAAGGAUGCUUGCCUGCCGCACUCAUGGCUUUGGAAGAUGUAAACGACAGAAAGGAUCUGCUGAUUGGUUACAGGCUACAAAUAGAUUGGCGAGACAGUCAGUGCAACCCUGGGCUUGCUGCGACUGUGAUGUACGAUCUGCUAUAUAACCCGCCGCAAAAACUGAUGCUGCUUGGCGGCUGCAGCAUCGUCUGUUCCACAGUGGCGGAGGCUGCAAAAAUGUGGAACUUAGUCGUCAUAUCCUAUGGAUCCAGCUCGCCAGCAUUGUCGAACCGCAACCGCUUUCCAACGUUCUUCCGCACUCAUCCCUCAGCGACAAUACACAAUCCGACAAGAAUCAAACUGUUCCAAAAAUUUUCAUGGACAAGAAUCGCAAUUAUUCAGGAAGCUGAAGAAGUUUUCAUUUCCACAGGCGAAGACUUGGAAGCAAAAUGUAAAGAAGCGGGCAUCGAAAUAGUGACACGGCAAAGUUUCCUGACUGAUCCAACAGACGCUGUAAAGAAUUUGGUGAGGCAGGAUGCUCGGAUCAUUGUUGGCAUGUUCUAUGUGGCUGCAGCACGGAGGGUGUUUUGUGAGGCAUACAAGCAAAACGUUUACGGAAAGCAAAAAGUGUGGUUUCUGAUUGGAUGGUACGAAGACGGAUGGUAUGCCGUGCCGGACAAGGGCCAUAACUGUACAACUGAGCAAAUGAAGGAAGCCUUGGAAGGACACUUCACGACCGAGGCACUUAUGCUAAACCAAGGACAUCAGGAAACUAUUUCAGGCAUGAGCUCCCAGCAGUUCUUGGAACGGUACGAAGGUGAACUGGCCAAGCGCAAUGGAGCAAACGGUUACAAGCCCGAGGGUCAUCAAGAAGCGCCUCUGGCCUACGAUGCCAUAUGGGCCAUUGCCCUAGCUCUCAACAAGACCAUCAACACACUGAAGGAAUAUUCGUUAAGUCUCGAGGACUUCACGUAUACCAACAAGAGGAUCGCCGAUGAGAUAUGGUCAGCGAUGAAUGCGACGCAGUUCCUCGGUGUGUCUGGCCUGGUCGCAUUUUCGGCAAAAGGAGACCGCAUGGCGUGGACCCUCAUUGAACAGAUGAUAGAUGGUAACUACAUCAAAAUAGGGUAUUAUGACACACAGACUGACAACUUCACUAUUCUAAACCAAGAAAAGUGGGCAGAUGGCAAACCUCCACAAGAUCGCACUAUAAUAGUGAGGGUGCACAGGAAGGUGUCCCUGAGCUUAUUUGCGGGAAUGUGUGCUGUGGCAUUCAUAGGAAUUGUGUGGGCAGUGGGUCUGCUCAUAUUCAACUGGAUCUUUAGACACUCCAGGUACAUCCAGCUGUCCCAUCCGAUGUGCAACAAUAUCAUGCUCAUUGGAAUCAUUCUCUGCCUAGUGUGUGUGUGCCUACUUGGCCUUGAUGGCCAAUUUGUCAGCAAGGACAGGUACGCCCAGGUUUGUCAGGCUCGAUCGUGGUCUCUUGCCAUAGGAUUCACAUUGUCGUUCGGAGCCAUGUUUUCCAAGAUAUGGAGAGUGCACAGACUGACGACAAAAUCAAAGUCCGAAAGCAAAGGGCUGUCGUUUCAGAAAGUGCAAAGCUGGAAGCUCUAUGGAAUGGUAGCAGCCAUGGUGCUCAUUGAUGUAGUCAUCCUGACAGCCUGGCAGUUGGUGGAUCCCAUGAAGCGAGGCCUGGAGACUUUCCCACUGGAAGACCCUGAGGUGUCCGGAGAGGACAUAAAGAUUGAGCCGGCCCUUGAACAUUGCGAGUCUAAGAAUCACGCUAUUUGGUUGGGUGUCAUGUACAGCUAUAAGGGCCUUCUGCUCAUUUUUGGCAUCUUCCUCGCCUACGAAACGCGCAGCGUCAAGAUAAAGCAACUCAACGACUCGAGACUGGUGGGAAUGAGCAUAUACAACGUUGUGGUACUCUGUCUAAUUACUGCACCUGUGACGCUGGUCAUUGGCAGUCAACAGGAUGCAACAUUUGCAUUUGUGGCGCUGGCAAUCAUAUUUUGCAGCUUUUUGUCGAUGGCCCUAAUUUUUGUUCCAAAGAUAAUAGAACUGGUCCGUCGACCGCGUGAACGUGCAGACGUCAGGAGUUUGAUGGACACCAUCACGAGCAAAGAGGAGGAGGAGCGACACCAGAGGCUUCUUGCCGAGAAUGAGGAUCUCAAGAAGCAGAUUGCUGAGAAAGAAGAACAGAUUCACGUGCUCAGCCAGAAGCUGCAAGAGCGGCAGCGCCUUGCAAAUGCUCCGCAGAGCGGUGGGGAGCGGGUGCGCAUCUCCUUGCCCCCCGCCUACGCCGAUGGCCUCUUGGCCCCCAAGGACCCUGUGACCAUCGACCCAAUAUCGGACUCGGGCUUCGUUACGGGCACCUCUCUCGGACACCGCGGUUCUCGGAUUUCACACUCGGACUUUGAGUUCUCCGAAUCCUACCUCUAGCGGAAGGGAGUGUCCCGCUUUUUAAAACGGCGGUUUAUGACAGCGGAGUAGUACAAAUGACGGGUGAACACUGCAGACUCUCAUCAUGGCAAGGUGUAGGAGGCCGCGGUUAAUGAUGUUCCCACAUGUCAAGGAUUUACAUUAGGGAUUGCUGAAAGCCCCGCUUAACUCGUGAACCAGCCAAGUGAAUCCUAUACUCAUAAUCACGAAACAACUUGAGCAUUCUUUAUGGGUGUUUGUUUGUAGCUUCAACCCCUAGAGAGAUUUCUGGCUCCACCACACUCACCCCACACGACCAAACAAAGAAAAACCCUUUAAGCAGGCUAGUACACUCUGUGGUCCGCAUUCCAGAUCCCACUUCACUUAAGCGGUCACAAAUUUUUCUGAUGGACUCAUUAUUUUGCCAUCUCGCCUAUUAAAAUGCCCGUAUGUCACCCUUUACAAUCUACCAAUGUUUUUGCUCAAGAAAGAAAGAAAGAAAAAAAAAAAAACUACAAUCAUUACGCUUCUCAGUCAGAUCCAUCAAACUCAUCAUCAGGUACAGCGCAAACUCUACUGAACUUUGCAAGUUAAUUGCGCGAUGUCGAAUACAUGUCGCCGCUGUAUCACGAGCGAUCAGAGUAAUCGCGAAAUUUUACCUGCGCGCCAAGAAGUUUUUAUGGGUCGUUUAUCGGAGGCUUAUGGAUUUCUUUCGCACUCGUGUUCACAUCCACUUUUAAUGCGCAAUUUUUGUGCGCACAGAGUAUGAUAAUAAAGGAUGGUAACUCCAGGCAAACUGCUCGCAAAAGUGCAAGGAUUUCCAGGAUAUCCCUUGGAAUCGCCGGGGACUUCGAAGGAAGUAUUGACAAAAUUUGGAAAAUGGUGCUCAAAUGCAAGGGCAUUCCAGACAUUUAAAGUGAGCACAGUCUGAGCGCCAGAGUGCCUGGUACCCUUUGUGCCCCCCGAGAGUCUUUAUUUUUUUCGUAGCGUAUUAAGAGUUUAUUUACACUAUUAUAGUAUCCCAUAUAUUUUAAAGGGGGCAAAAAUUUCUCCUAUCAGAAUGAAAGAUGCUGUGACCUUGACACCAAGAUGAAAGGAACGAUGUUCAGCCGUUGCAUCGCUUGCGAUUUUAGUCGGGAACAAAGCAGCAGUUUAGACAUUCCAUCUUCUCAAGGAGUGCAACAAUGCCUCCCAUUGGCCUCCUCAAAUGAUCUCCCGCAAUUACUGGGCAAAUCAUUUGAGGAGACCAAUGGGAGGCAGCCCGCAGUCCAUGAGGAGGAGGGAGGAAGGUGCAAAUUCCAGUUUUAUUUGCGCACAAAAGGCGCAGGUGAAGAAUCCUGCGUUCUUUUUGUAUUGAACAUCUUUCAUUCACGACAGGGCUUUCACCAAAGUGACGUGCUUUUAUACUUCUUUGUACUUUCGUUUCUUCUCAUAGUAUUAUUUACUCCUCUAUAUAAGCACACAAUAUUGACAGUAUUCCGGAUGAGGAAGCUGCCUUGCAGAGCUUCAACAUCCUGCCACUGCUGAGAGUAUGGCAGGCCACCUCUUCUAUAGCAAGAUAGGGCUCAUUGUCAUCAGUUGCCUUGCUGACAUAGGAAACAAUUUCAGAACCCACUAGCGCAUAACAAACCUGCAACAACGCAUUAAGUUUGUGUCCUGCAUUGUUGCUGGUAGAGACUUGUGAGCUUUGUACAUACAGUGUAGUGCAAUCGUGCUGAAAGUUUGUUUCGCAUAUGGACCAGCUCUGGCCCCUUUAUAUUGUCUCAUCAGUUUAGAGAACUGCCUGCACAUACUUAUGGAAGUGUUUGUUUUUUUGUUCACAUAUGCGCCACUAAAUGGAAGAACUGAAGGAAGUGUGCCGCUGGAGUGGAGAGUUUUGUGUCCCUAGUCUCGAGGGGGGUUUCAGUAUGCAAGGAAUAUGGUCCUGGCACGGUUUGUUUGUCAGUCUGUUCACUGAGUUGGUUACAUGAUUGUAAUUCAUAUUUCAUUACGAGCUUUAUAAGAAUAUAUUAUAGUUGGAAACAGCGUAAAUGCGAUAGUAUAAAAUGUAGCCUUACAAACUAAUAUGGUUCUAUCGAAUGCAAAAUGUUUUGAGCAGAUUCCCUCCAGUACACAUGGACCGUGUUGAGACCCAACACUAUUGACCUUAGCUACCAGUCUUGCUUUUAGCCCAAGUGGCCAGCCGAGUGUCCAGCCCAAUGGCACACUUCCCAUAGAUCUCAGAAAAACAUGUUUAUUGCUACAUGGCCAGAUGCGUGUAGGCUAUGAACUCGCUUGUGUCCCCAGUGUGAUUAAAGGAGUGAGAUCUUGG